Molecule: messenger RNA, 528 nt
Organism: Linum trigynum
Lineage: Eukaryota; Viridiplantae; Streptophyta; Magnoliopsida; Malpighiales; Linaceae
Source: the annotation of a GenBank genome assembly
CUAAACCUAACCCCUUACCCGAAAACCCUAAUUCCCAAAACAAAAAUCUCCCCUUCCUUUCUCCACGCACCGCGCCGCCACUCCGGAUCUCCCGGCGCGAUGCCGUGCCUCUUCGGAUCUCCCCGCGUCGUGCCUCUUCCGACACCAGAUUGCCGGCCAUCCUCCCCGCGUCUGCUUCCUUCAUCUCCGCCAUCGCUCGUCCGCCACCACCAUCGUCGUCGAGACUCGUCGCGAUUCUUCUCUUCCAUCACUCGUCGAGACGCUAGAGCGUCUUCUUCUCUUCCAUCACAGGCGAGACUCGUCGCGAUUCGCCGCUCGUCCGCCACCACUUGUCACCACCAUUGGUUCGGCUGCGCCUCCAUUUCCUUGGCGAGUGCUGCUUCUUCCGAUUUAAAAUGAAGAGAAGGAAGGAGUGAGGGAGGAGAAACUCAAUAAAUCUAAAAUGGAGAGAAGGGAAGAGAGUCUCAACUCUCAACAGAUCUAAAAUGGAGGAGAAAGGAGGAGAGAGAAUGAAGGGGAAAGUGGACA